AUGUACGAUGUAUUUAUCUUAAACUAUUAUUUCACAGUGCCUCCAAAAACUACUAAUCCACCAGAGCCAAGGUCUCUGCUUGCCAUUGGAGAAAACCACACUCUGACUUGUAAGGCAUUUGGUGACCCUCUUCCGAAGAUUACUUGGACAAAAGAUGGUGUUCCUGUGGACAAGAUUGAUGUGACAGGUUACCACUUUCAUCUAAACAAUGUGAAGUUAGAGGAUGUAGGAUCAUACAGAUGUACGGCUAGUAACGGAUAUGGAGAUGAUGCCACCACUAUCAGCAUCGUUGGCAUAAGAUGUAACGAUUGUGAAAUAAAGACAGUUGAAAUAACAUUACAAAGUGAAAUUUGGAAUUCAGCUUUGAUGCCUCCAAAAAUUACCAAUCCACCAGAGCCAAGGUCUCUGCUUGCCAUUGGAGUAAACCACACUCUGACCUGUAAGGCAUUUGGUGACCCUCUUCCGAAGACUACUUGGACAAAAGAUGGUGUUCCUGUGGACAAGUUUGAUUUGACAGGUAACGAUUGUGAAAUAAAGACAGUUGGAAUAACAUUACAAAGUGAAAUUUGGAAUUCAGCUUUGAGCAACCAACAGUCGGAUUCUAAGGUUUAUGCCAAAAAUCCAGCAAAACAACUGUACUCAGUGGGUCUUGUUUAUUUCAGUAGAUUUGGUAGUGUUGUUGCUACAGUAAAGAUGGAGUUUGGAAAAUCUGUCACUGACCCUUUGAAACCAAUGGAAGAUGAAAUCAAAUUAAAGAUGGGAAGCUUGGGGCAUUCACAGUUCGCCGUGAACUUGCAUUGA
Molecule: messenger RNA, 801 nt
Organism: Stylophora pistillata
Lineage: Eukaryota; Metazoa; Cnidaria; Anthozoa; Scleractinia; Pocilloporidae
Biological process (GO): dendrite self-avoidance; axon guidance; homophilic cell-cell adhesion
Cellular component (GO): plasma membrane; axon
Molecular function (GO): cell-cell adhesion mediator activity
Source: RefSeq, a predicted model, not a curated record